Prunus mume (Japanese apricot) is the source of this 1704-nucleotide messenger RNA. It is a transcript of the gene AGL65, whose product is annotated as AGAMOUS-like 65. The record is from RefSeq and is a predicted model, not a curated record. NCBI's taxonomy places the organism in Eukaryota, Viridiplantae, Streptophyta, Magnoliopsida, Rosales, Rosaceae. Gene Ontology annotation, molecular function: protein dimerization activity; DNA binding. Gene Ontology annotation, biological process: protein modification process.
AGAUUUUGUUUUCUUUCUUCGUUGAUAUUUCUCAUUUGAGUCCUACUCUUUUGCUGGUGUUUGUAAAGAUUUUGUUUUUCUUUCAUUUUAUAUCAACUUUCAAAAGUUGUUCAAUUCUUUUUCAUGUUUUCCUAAGUGGGCGUUGUAGAAUUUUGUUUUUCUUCGUUCAGAAAAAUUAAAAAGAAGGUGGCCGACAUUAAUCAGUGCCAACCAAAACUGGAUGGUUAUUUUCAUUUCCCAGUCUGUAUUUGUAGGCAGCUUCAAUCAAUCUUCUUUGUUCAUUAUCGGGGAUGGGAAGGGUGAAGUUAAAGAUAAAGAAAUUGGAGAGCAGCGGUAACCGGCAGGUUACGUUUUCGAAAAGGAGAAAUGGAAUCUUGAAGAAAGCAAAGGAGUUAUCAAUACUAUGUGAUGUAGAUAUUGUCCUUCUCAUGUUUUCCCCGACUGGAAGGCCUACAUUACUCCAAGGGGAGCGCAGUAAUGUCGAAGAGAUUAUUUCAAAGUUUGCCCAAUUAACUCCACAGGAGAGGGCAAAGAGGAAAUUGGAGAGCCUUGAAGCACUGAAGAAAACUUUUAAGAAGUUAGACCAUGAUGUAAAUGUACAAGAAUUCAUGAGUUCAAGCACUCAGACAGUUCAGGAUCUGACUACUCAAGUAAGGGUAUUGCAAGCCCAACUUACAGAAAUACAUAAGAGACUGAGCUUUUGGUGUAACCCAGAUAAGGUUGACAAUCUUGAACAUCUAAGCCAGAUGGAAGACAUGCUUAAGGAAUCAAUCAACCGAACACGUCUACACAAGGAAAAUUUGGGAAAACAUCAACUAACGUCACUAAAUUGCUCAAGCCAGUUUCAAAAUGGAAUGCCUUCAUCUUUAUUAGUGGGUGGUAUGCCAGAAGCUCAACCUUUAACUUGGCUUCUCAAUAAUGACAAUCAACACAUGAUAUUACCCAAUGAGUCGAACUAUCUGCCACAUAGAGAUGUAGAUGUGGAGUGCUCUACAAAUGCCUCAGUUUCACAAUAUACUAGUUACUUUGGCACUGGCGCUAGUACUAGCACUGGCAAACAAUCUGAGGUUGGUGAUCCAGUACAACUAGAUAAUAUGGGACAAAUUCCUAAUAUGGAAGGAGGUGGUGGCUUGAAUGAGUUUGACAUAAAUGCUUGUUUAAGUACAGAACCUGGCCAGCAAUAUGUGUAUCCAUCAUAUUGUAGUUCCAAUGUGGAUGAUAAGACAUUGAAGCCUGAGAUGGAAAUGAACUUACCUACAAAUCCGGUGGGUUAUCAAGUAAGUAGCGACUUUGAACUGCCUAGAUCGAUGUAUGACAAUGAGCAUCAUGCUUGGCUUUCUUCAACUGGGCCAAGCGGCAUUGCUGUGUACAAGGAGAAUACUUACCAGCAGCAACCAAACGUGGGAUUGUAGCUGAAAAAAUCAUGAAAGGAUUUACAGGCAUCACACACCGACCAGACAAUGUGAAACGGUCAGAGUUGUCCAAGAGAGGUAUUGAUGUCCCUUAGCCAGUUGGGGCUUAGAUUGAACCUGUAUAUAUACUGUACAAGACAUAUAGGAUCAUUGUUCAUCUGUAUAUUAACUGUUUUGGUUCUCUCAACUCAACAAAGUUGUAACAUGGUUGGGUUGGGAUCCUGAAUUCAGAGCAUUCCACAUUGUAAAUUAUUACUGAUAGAAAAUGAAAUCAAAAUUAUAUCUUGAGCUA